GUCCUUGAUUUGAGUUUCAAUGAUUUUAAAGGCCCUGGGUUUGAGCCACUUGAGAAUUGCAAAGCUCUCCAGCAACUAUACCUUGCUGGAAACCAGAUCACAUCACUUGCAAGCCUACCUCAGCUUCCUAAUUUGGAGUUUCUCUCUGUUGCGCAAAAUAAGUUGAAGUCUCUCUCAAUGGCAAGUCAACCUCGACUACAGGUGUUAGCUGCCAGUAAAAACAAAAUAUCUACUCUCAGGGGCUUCCCUUACUUACCAGUCCUUGAGGUUAGGACUCUGAAUUACUAUAUUUUCUGGUCUGGCCCUUACAGUGAGUGCUUAACUAGAUGUGCCACACACUUCCACUGAUCAAAGCAGCUUCAA
Messenger RNA from Carica papaya (papaya), 363 nucleotides. NCBI's taxonomy places the organism in Eukaryota, Viridiplantae, Streptophyta, Magnoliopsida, Brassicales, Caricaceae. The record is from RefSeq and is a predicted model, not a curated record.